Molecule: messenger RNA, 1110 nt
Organism: Aspergillus thermomutatus
Lineage: Eukaryota; Fungi; Ascomycota; Eurotiomycetes; Eurotiales; Aspergillaceae
Exons: 2
Coding region: 1-1110 (369 amino acids)
Source: RefSeq, a predicted model, not a curated record
AUGUAUUAUCAAUACUAUGCUCCUGAGCCACCGGAGCCCCUGAAGUCGGGCGUCUUCACCUACGACAAAGACGGCAUCAAAGCGGGAGGUUUUACUCGAGCUUCUUUUGGGGAGUUGAGACUGCUCUUUCGCAAAAAUGCAUCUAGUGCUCGCGUCAGGUCUGCAACCAAGCCGUGGGUCACAGCUCAGUUACGUCUUUACGGGAUCCCUUUUCAUACACAGGCUAGUGCAGCUCAAUUAAAGGCUGCUCUAGAGACUGCUCUAGAGACUGCAGUGAAGAACCGGCAGUGCUUAAAUCCAACACCAGCAGUGAUGGCCAUCGAAAGGUCCCUGGCGGAACAGUACCGCAACCUUGAACGAGCUCGUGAGGAACGCAUCAGCCGUGAAAAAGCGGCUAUAUUUGCAGAGAUGGAGUCACCUUCUCUCGAGGCUCGCUUUGAUCCUCACUUGUUCAUAGCCAAGUAUUUCCUCGGACCGAACGGGGCGCCAGAUAAAGAGAAGCAAAGAGAGGCGUUGAUACUUGAAGAUGUUGAUGGACCGAAUUUUCCAAAGGCUGUGCAGGCAGUACCCGGUCUUGUCGCGCAUGUAACCAGGCGACUUACUGUGGUUGGAUGGGAAGAUACAUUAGCGCGCGGACUCGACGCUGCCUUUGCAACUUGUUCUGCACCUGGUAGUCAGUUGCACAUCCCCACAACUGAGGCUAAUUUCGACCUUGACCGUUUCAUGGCAAAAUAUUUCCUUCACGGCUUGAAUGGUAAGCCCGAUCCGAAGAAAACCACCAACCCAAUCGAGCUCUACUCAUUCUUCGAGCAUCUGCCACGCCUCAGAACUGUUGUAGAGUCCAUACCAGGGCUACACCUCAGACAGGCUAGAGGUGCAUUUGACAGCUUGCACACGAUUGUUGGCUGGGACAUCGCCAAAGUCAUGUCUAUCAAGAAAGGACAUGAGGAUGAUAGGGAACGAGAAAAGGCUGAAGAAGAGGCCAGAAAGCGCGCACAAAGGCGAAAACUCUGGCACGAAGCGUUACAGCCUCAUCGGGAUUAUAUGAAAAGCUAUCGCCCUUCUGCUGGUCCGCUGAAGCUGGACGAUCUCGUGGGCUCAUAUCAGUAA